UUUCAGCGGAAGAGAACAUCACCACCGGUCCCAGCAGCCUCCACCAGCUUCGUUCCUUUGAAUACCUGCAAUCCACUCAGAAAAUGGGGGGAAAGAAUCUAUCAAGAAAUCAAAGCAAGCGCCAACAUAAAUUGACUUGGUGGUGUGCCGCACGGUACAGAACGUAACAACCUGGAAGCUUACACCAUCAUCUCCACGCUCAAGCAAUCUAGCUACUCCACUGCCACCCGCUAUGGAUCCGAGCUCCGAGGUCAUACUCGAUUACCCGAUUUUCCGUAUCUACAAGGAUCACCACGUCGACCGCCUAGUCGGCACAGAAACCGUGCCUGCCGGCGCCGACGCCGCCACCGGCGUCGUCUCGAAAGAUGUUGUCAUCGACGACGACUCCGGCAUCUACGUCCGGCUCUACCUCCCGGACAUGGCUGGAACCCAGGCCAACGAGGACGGCCCGAAGCUCCGCGUGCUCGUCUUCCUCCACGGCGGCGGCUUCAUCACCGAGUCGGCGGCCUCGCCGAUGUACCACAACUACGUCAACUCCCUGGCCGCGGCGGCGCGCGUGCUCGUCGUCUCCGUGAACUACCGCCUCGCGCCCGAGCACCGGUUCCCGACCGGCUACGAGGACUCCCUCCGCGCGCUCAAGUGGGCGCUCUCCGGCGGCGACCCCUGGCUGUCCCGGCACGGUGACCUCGGGCGCGUUUUCCUGGCCGGGGACAGCGCCGGCGGGAACAUCAUCCACAACGUCGCGAUGAUGGCUGCGGCGGCGGGAGACGGCGGCGGCGUGGCGGCGCGGAUCGAGGGCGCGGUCCUGCUCCACGCCGCGUUCGCCGGCAAGGAGCCCGUUGCCGGGGAGUCCGUCGAGACGGCGGAGAUGAUGGACACCCUGUGGGGCGUCAUCUGCCGGGAGGCGGCCGAGGACGGGUUGGACGACCCGAGGAUAAACCCGCUGGCCGCGGCGGCGCCGAGCCUGCGGGGCCUGCCGUUCGAGAGACUGCUCGUAGUCGAGGCGGACGGGGACUUCUUCAGGGGCAGGGGGAGGGCGUACUACGAAGCCGUCGUGGCGAGCGGGUGGGGCGGGGAGGUGGAGUGGUUCGAGACAAUGGGCAAGGAGCACGUGUUCUUCCUCCUCGAUCCCGGCUGCCCCGAGGCCGUGGCGCUCAUGGCCCGGCUCGUCGCAUUCUUCGCUGGGAAUUGAAUGCAUGAAUCCGUCAAUAUGGAGAUGUAACUGAUUGCAAACGUGUACUGAACUGUUGGUCUUGUAAUUACGUUAUGUAGUUAUAUGAACAAACUUUCUGCUAUCCGUGCUCUUUCGAGUGAAAAGUAGGAACCAAAAUGAAUAAGCUAGACUUUAUCUUGUCUC
This is a messenger RNA of Setaria italica (foxtail millet), 1357 nucleotides long. Its product is annotated as tuliposide A-converting enzyme 2, chloroplastic. Bases 233 to 1192 code for a protein of 319 amino acids. Gene Ontology annotation, molecular function: hydrolase activity. NCBI's taxonomy places the organism in Eukaryota, Viridiplantae, Streptophyta, Magnoliopsida, Poales, Poaceae. The transcript has a single exon. The record is from RefSeq and is a predicted model, not a curated record.